CAUCCCUCGGAUCUCUCGCUGCCGCUCUCGGUCCACCCUCUCGCGCAGCGGUGCCGAGUCUCAUCUCGCUGCGCUUACGCCCUCGAGCAGGCUCGACACACACCCUCCGCAGCGCUUGUGCCGCUUGAAGCUGCCCCACGCGCCGCGCACCCACGCAGCCUACGCUCGGGCCUCUCCUUCUCGCCCUAGCGCACGCGCAGCAGCAGCAGCAGCAGCCGGGCUCUGCCGCCGCUUUGCCAUCGCACGUCCCACACCGCGCUGCUCUCGUCUCCGCGACCCUCACGACCCUGCCACGACUGCACUUCCAUCGCGCGCCUCAUCUCGCGCGUCUAGCUCGUGUCUGCGCCGCGCACCGCUCUCUCUGCUAGACAGCGCCGGGCACACGCCUGCACAUCGCCGUCGUUAUGUCAUCGACGCCGCGCAGCCGGCUCUCCGUCGGCGGCGCCAUUCUGGGCGGCGGCGAGAGCUCGUCGUCGGGCGCCACGCAGACGUCCGUGCAAGUCGCUGUGCGCAUUCGCCCAGUGACUGAGCAGGACCUGCAGUCCAUUCCCUCGCGGUGGCGCCGCAGCAUCCUCAACCCACUCUCCGCCACGUCGCUCGCCGUCGAGCCGGGAGGCCCGCCGGGCGAGGGCGCCACGGCCGCCUCGGGGCCCUCGAAGCGCCAGGCAUUCAGCUUCGACCGCGUCCUCUCGCCCGAGGACGGCCAGGCGCAGGUGUAUGCCACUGUGCAGACGCUGAUUCCGCGCUUUCUGGAGGGCUACAACGCCACGAUCCUCGCGUACGGCCAGACGUCGAGCGGCAAGUCGUACACGAUGGGCACGGCGUCGGGCGACGUCGACUUUGAGUCGCUCGUGGCCGGCCAGGCGCCGGACCCGCAGAUGGGCAUCAUCCCGCGCGCCGUGGCGCAGAUCUUUGCGCACAUCAAGCAGACGCAGGCGCGCAGCGGCGCCGUGCAGUUCAGCGCGCGCGCCAGCUUCAUCGAGAUCUACAACGAAGAGCUGAUCGACCUGCUCGCCGACACAGUCGACGGCAGCCGGCCGCACGUGCAGAUCCGCGAGGACAAGGCGGGGCACAUCAUCUGGUCGGGCCUGCGCGAGGUGCCCGUCAAGACGGUGGCCGACGUGAUGAACCACCUGCUGCAGGGCUCGAGCGUGCGCCGCACCCACGAGACGGAGAUGAAUGCGCAGAGCUCGCGCUCCCACGCCAUCUUCUCCCUAACCCUUACGCAGCGCAAGUAUGUCGGCGGCAGCACGCCGCCGCCGCCGAGCGCCAUGCGGCCGAUGAGCACCGUCUAUGGCGGGCGCACCACGCCGACGGGCCGCACGACGCCCAGCGGGCGCUCCUCGUCCUCAGGCCUGCCGCGCCCUGCAUCUGGCAUCCCGACGCCGGGCCGCCAGAGCAUGGCAAGCCCGACGCCUGGCUCGCGCGCCAGUACGCCGAGCAUGUAUGCUUCGGGCGGCCUGCGUCCGGCCUCGGUCGCGGGCCACCUGCGCGUAGCAAGUCCGCUGCCGGACGAGGCUGGCAAGGACGGCGAGUGGGUGACAAUCACGAGCAAGUUCCACUUUGUGGACCUGGCUGGCUCUGAAAGACUCAAGCGCACAGCUGCGAUGGGCGACCGUGCGAAGGAAGGCAUCUCCAUCAACGCCGGUCUGCACGCGCUCGGCAACGUCAUCUCGGCGCUCGGCGACCCGGCCAAGGCCAAGCGCACGACGCACAUUCCUUACCGCGACUCGAAGCUCACGCGCCUGCUGCAAGACAGCCUGGGCGGCAAUGCACACACGCUCAUGAUUGCGUGCGUGUCGCCGACGGAGUACAACGUCAGCGAGACGGUCAACACGCUGCAGUACGCCAAUCGCGCACGCAACAUCAAGAACAAGGCCGAGCUGAACGAGGUCGAGGUGGGCUGGGACGACGUGGAGCACCUGCAGGCCGUCGUGCUCAAGCUGCGCAAGGAGCUCGCGGCGCUCAAGGCGGCGAGCAAGGGCGCGCCGGGCGGCGCCGCGGCGCUGCGUGCCAUCGAGCAGAAGGACGAGCUUGAGUGGCGCGAGAAGUACACGACGCUCUCGCAGAGGCACUCGCAGCUCACUGCCGAGCUCACGAAGCUGCAGCAGCUGACCAAGGGCCAGACGUCAAACGAGAUGAGCGACGACUUCCUCGCCGCCGCUGAGCCGAUCAUCGUCGAGUACGAGAAGACGGUCGACUCGCUCGAGGGCCAGAUCAACCUGAUGAAGGCGGCGCUCGCGCACUCGGAGGAUCUGAUCACCGAGCAGGAGGCCAGCCUGGCUGAGCAAGAGGCACGCGCUGCUGCUGCCGAGCAGGCGCUCGAGGCACGCGAAGCCACGCUGCUCGAGCUGCAGGCGCGCCUGGCCAAGCUGCACGACCGCGAGUCGUCCAACGACGGCUACGUGCGCGAGCUCGAGACGCAGCUGCAGACCAUCACGACGCAGGGCGACAGCGACUCGCAGGUGCUGGCCGAGCUGCGCAAGGAGCUCGUGCGCCUGCGCCAGGGCGAGGGCCAGACGGAGCAGUACGUCAAGGAGCUCGAGGCGCGCCUGGCCAAGGCAGAUGAGAGCGCGACUUCGCUCUCGGCGCAGGUCGAGCGGCUCGAGGCGGACCUGACUCGCCGGGAGGAGGCCUUUGUCGAGCUGAGCCAGCGGCAGGACACGGCGGACAUGACGAAGCAGACGAAGGAGCUGUUCGAGGAGCUCGACGGGCGUGACCUCAAGCUGCUGGACCUCGAAAAGCGCCUCGAUGAGCUGCGCGACGAGCGCGACGAGGCCGUGCGCGAGCGCGGCCGCCUCAACGAGUCGAUGGCGGCGCACGAGCUGGAGCGUGGCGAGCUGGAGGACCGCAUCCGAGAGCUGCAGACCGCCGCAGCUGCGGCAGGCGCGCUCGCACUCGGCGCGGGCGCUGGCGCUGCUGUUGCUGUUGCGCUCGACGACGACCACCCCGCCGCUUCUCGCGACGUCGACCCGGUCGCACAGGCAAGCGCAGACGCCAGCGAGGCCAAGCUUGUCGCGCUUCAGCAGGACGUCGAGGCACUGCGCGAGGCUGAGACCAAGGCGCGUGCCGAGGGCGAGGCGCUCAAUGCCAAGUACCGCGAGUCGCUGGCGGAAAUCCACUACCUCAACCAGCAGGUCACCGAGCUCAAGCUCUCGAACGGUGCGCCGCGCACUCCCAAGCCGAACGGCGUGGGCGAGGAUGACCUCGAGGUGCUUGCGAGCUCCAGCGACGUGGGCGCCGAUGACGUGCCGUCUGCGAUGUCGCGCCGCGAGUCGACACAGUUCUCGCCGAGCAGCUCGCGCGCCGCACGCAUGAACGGCAGCAAGCGGCCCGAGAGCUUGCUGCUGGACCGCGUCUCGCUCUCGCGGCGCUCGUCGGGCAGCUUCGUAGGCUACAACCCGCGUGACCGCACGCCGCGAGAGAACUCGGCGCUCUCGCCGCUGCAUGCACCCGCUGGGGCAGAUGCGUUGCCCGUGAGUGCGGCCGCAGAGUCGUCGCCCGCCUCCGGACAUGUGCGCACACGCUCGCUCUCCCAGCACGACGCAUUCACGGGCGGGCGCCGGCCGCUCUCGCUGGCAAGCUCCAUCCUGCCCUCCGGCCUCAAGAUCGCCGGCGCCAAUGGCGACCUGUCCUCUCCCUCGCCACUAUCGAGCGGCUACGAGCGGCAGAUUGCCAGCCUCGAGAAGGAGACGAUGCGCCUGCAAGAAGUGCUGCGCGAGCGCGACGAGGAGAUCGCAGCGCUCGAGGCGGCAAGCAAGGCGCGCAACAACUCCGUGCCGGAGAUCCGCACGAUGCACACCUCCGAGUCGCACUCGACGCUUGCCUCGGACGGGACAGGGACGGAUGGCGCCUCGGACUCCGAUGCGCUCUAUGUCCAGGCCCUUUCGCGGCAGGAGUCGCAGCAGUCGACUGCCAGCGCACCGCUCACGCCCAUCACCGAGCGCGAGAUCGCCAGCAUCAAGCAGCUUAUUGCCGAGACGCGCGAGGAGCAGACCGACGGCAGCGAAGGCAUCACGCGCUUCGACGACCUGAUGCGCUCGAUGGCGCGCAAGGAGACGACGCAUCGCGAGCGCAUCGAGGAGCUGACGCAAGAGCUGGGCACGCAGAAGCGCGACUACGAGGCGCUGCAGCAGCUCUCGCGCGACCAGGCCGCCAACAUGGCGCAGGAGAUCGAGAACCUGCGCGCGCGCCUGAGCGAGAGCGACGGUCUGCUGGGCACGCCAAGAGCGGCAGGAGUAGCGCUCGGCACGGCCGGGCUCGGCGCUGCUGUCGGUGCCGCCGGCGCGAUGGCUCUGCAGCAGGACAAGCCGCAGGUCCCCAACGAGGUCGAUGAGCCAGUCUCCGAGGCGACCCGCGCGGCGCCUUCGAAUGACGAAGCGUUCAAGGCAGAGGCGAGCCGGCUCGCUGCCGACCUCGAGCAGGCCAAGGAGCAGCUUUCUGCACGCGAGAAGGCCUUCGAGGAGCAAUUGCAAGCAGCACGAGACGACCACGCCAGCAUGCUCUCCGGCCGCGCCACUGAGCACGAGCAGGCUCAGGCAGAGCUUGCGCGCGCCCACACCGAAGCCGUUGCGCGUCAGGCCGCCGAGCAUCAGGAGCUCGCACGCCAGACCAUCGCUCAGCACGAGCAGGCCAUUGCGUCGCUGCAAGAGGAACAUGCCCUGGCUCUUGCAUCCGCACAAGAACGCGAGGCAGCUGCGGUGGCCGCAGCGCGUGAGGCUGCCCUGCAAGAUGCGCAGCGCGAGCAUGCCGUUGCGCUCGAGCAGCUGCAAGGAAGUCAUGCCGAAGAGCUCCAGCGCGUGCAAGCUCAAGCCGCAGAAGGGGCUCAGCAGCUGGUGUCCGAUCAUUCUCGCGGUCUGGACGCGCUGCGCGAUGAGCACCGCUCGGCAACCGAGGCCAGCUCCUCCGCACACGCGGCAGCCCUUGCAGCGACCGUCGCGGCUGUCCACGAGGAGCACGCGCGUUCGCUCAACGAGUCUGACGCGGAGACGCGGCAACGGCACGUCGAGGCGCUUGAGGAGCACAAGCUUGCUGCCGACGAGCGUCUGGCGAAGGACCUCGCUGCGGCCAAGCUGGCGCACGACGCUGAGCUCAGCAGCUUGCAAGGCGAGCACGGCACGAUCUCGGCGCACCUCGACGAGCUCAAGGCAGCGCAUGCCGCUCAGCAAGAGCAGCACGCCGCUAACCUUGCAGCAGCUGUGGCUCAGCGCGAGUCUGACGUCAGCAAGCUGGCCAGCGAGCACGAGCUCGCCGUCCUCGGCCUUCAGGCACAGCACGAGCAGGCGCUGGGUGCCCAGGCCGAAGCACACGACGCGGCCCUUCGAUCGCUGCGCAGCGAGCACGAGCAAAUCGUUGCCGCGCUCCGCGAGGGUCACGAGAGUGCCGCUCAGGAGCAGAUUGCUGCUCACGAGGCACAGCUCCAGGCUCUCCGCACGGAGCAUGAGGCCAACGUGGCUCAGCUCAACGCCGACAAUGACGCCGCGACUGCGUCUUUGCUGAACGUGCACGGCCUCGCGCUGACGGGCCUGCGCGAGCAGCUGGAGGCGUCGUCUGCCGCUAAGCUCUCGGACCGCUCGGACCGCAACGCGCUCCUUGCCAGCCACUCGGAAGCUCUGCGCAGCUCCGAGGAGCAGCUCUCACAAGCACGGCUCGCUCACGAGCAGGCGAUCGAGUCGCUCAAGUCGGAGCACGCUACGGUUCUCGUCGCAGCGCAGUCUGCGGCGGCCGCCUCGGCUCAGGCCGACCACAUUGCCGCGCUCGACGGUUUGCGUGCCGAGCAUGCCACCGCCCUCGAUGCCCUGCAGACCCAGCACGGCGAAGCGCUGGCAAGCGCUGAGCGGGAGGCAAGCGAGGCUCGGCAAGCCCUUGCCAGCCUGCAGGACGAGCACGCAGCACAGCUUGCGCAGGUGCGCAGCGACCAUGCAGCAGCGUCGGACAGCUACAUGCGCGAGCGCGCCGCGCUGCAGGAGGAGCACGCCAGUGCACAGCAGCAGGUCAAGGAGCUUAUGACGGCCCACUCGCGUCGUCUGAACGCCCUGACCGAGGAGCACAGCAGCAAGCUCAAGGAGCUCGAGGACUCGCAUCGCCAGCAGCACGACGAGUUGCAGCACGCGCACGCCGAGCUCGAGGAUCGCCACCGCGACCUGCUCGAGCAGAACCCGCACGAGGUCGAGGUGCUGCGCACCGAGCUGGCCGAAACGAGUGAUGCGCUCGUCACGCUCGAGGCUGCACUGACCGAGGCGCAGGAGGAGCGCGACCGGUUCGCCGAGGAGCUCGAGAUGCUGCGUGGCCCGGAUGCCGAGGGCAACGUGCACCAGGAACUCGCGGCGCUGCGCAAGAAUCUCGACCAGCAGCAGGCGAUCCUGGCUAAUGCGCGCUCCGACCUGCUGCGCACGAAGAGCGACAUCCAGGGCCUGCUGGAGGAGCGCGCUCGCCAAGACUCGCUGCUGUGCGAGGCGCAGAUCAAGCUGACCAUCGCCGAGACGCGCAACAAUCGCUCGCGCGACAGCGGCAGCACCAACAACACGCCGCCGUCGGAGGGCUAUGCCAGCGCCACGGGCGAGUUCACGCCGGCCAACGGCCGCUCGCGCUCGCCCAUGCCGCGGCGAGGCUCCGACGACCAGGUCGCCUCGUCGUCUGACCACCGCGGCAGCGGCUCGCGCAACCUCAGCGUCUCGACCAACAAGCCUCCGCCGCUCACGCCGCCCCCGAACAUGCCGCCGCCGCCGACGCCCGUCGCCGCAGGUGGCACGACACCGACGCAGCGGCAGACCUCGGGCGCGCGCACAUCGACGUCGUCGAUCCUCUCGCGGCCCGACUCGCCCGAGGGCCUGACGCGCUCUUCGUCCGUCACGUCGAUCACGGCCUCGAACCCAAGCCUCAGCGGCCUGGCGCAGAGCGACAUCAAGACGGCCAAGCUGCUCAGCGACCAGGCCGAGGAGAUCAAGAGCCUCGCCAAGCAGCUCAACCACUGCGAGCAGGACCUGCAGGCCAACAUCGACCUCGUCGCCACGCUCGAGGCGGCGCUGAACGACAGCGAGCGCAACCUGCGCAAGUCGCGCGUGCAGCUCUCCGAGGUGACGCGCGAGCGCGACCGCUACUCGGCACAGGCCGACGAGCUGCGCGCGCAGGUCUCCGCGGCGCAGCAGGAGGCCGACUCGGCGCGCAACAGCGUGCUGGCCGAGAAGCAGAGCUACGAGAGCCGCCUGCAGGCGGAGCGCGAGGCCAAGGAGAAGGCCCGCCGCGCCCUCGAGGCGCGCCUGGAGGAGGUGCAGAAGAAGAAGAACUCCAAGCUCUUCUGCAUGUAGUCGCCGCCGCCGUCCGAUGCGCCUCUCAUGUCCGGUCCCGCCUAACGCCCUUCGCAUACCUACCCAAGCCUGCUGCCCCUCACACCUUUCGUCUGUGCCACGCCGUCACCUAUCAAUGAACUGUGCCU
Molecule: messenger RNA, 7435 nt
Organism: Tilletiopsis washingtonensis
Lineage: Eukaryota; Fungi; Basidiomycota; Exobasidiomycetes; Entylomatales
Product: kinesin-domain-containing protein
Exons: 6
Coding region: 405-7307 (2300 amino acids)
Biological process (GO): mitotic spindle organization; microtubule-based movement
Molecular function (GO): microtubule binding; ATP binding; microtubule motor activity
Source: RefSeq, a predicted model, not a curated record